UUUGCAACCGAACAUACUACGGUGACGUCAGUAAAACCUAUGAUUUGAAGGUGCUGAAAGCUGCCGAUGCUCGUCUACCUUUUCUGUGCCAUCUCACUUUUACAGCAAAUGGUCAAAGUCAUGGAGACAUUGUACAGUUAAUAUUUGACGAAUUCAAGCUGGGAAGAUACGAACCCUCCGCAUUAGACGGCUGCCCCGACGGCUACAUGCAACUCAGCGAACUCGGACGCCCCUUCACUGGAGGGUCCUGGUGCGGCACCUCCUCAGGACCCGCAGCGUACUACAGCGAGACCUCCACCGUCACCGUCAGCGUCAAACUCUUCGCCUCUCCACAACUACCCUUCGCUUUCCGCCUACGGUACCGCUUCGUAUCCAGACGAGAAGCCGUAGUAAGAUUCGGCUCACCCGCCUCACCUUUAGAAAGAGGACAGGUUGCUCCAGGUACCUAUUGCACCCGCCAGUUUGAAGAAUGCUACCGGAAACCGUGCCGUUUACAGUCACCAAACUACCCAGGGAUGUAUCCGAGGAACGUUUCUUGUUACUGGAGCUUAAAGCAACGGAUCGUGCCAACCUGCAAACACGCCAUGAUAGCCGUGAGACAGGAGGCCGCCCACAAAAUGCACAUGAAGCGGUCGAUUAAUGUGGCCGGUCUGAACAAAACCGCGAGAGCUCUAAGAGCUUGGCGGGACUGUACCGGCGAGAGAGACCACUUAAUAUUUUACGACGGGCUUUCUACGGACGAUCCAGUUUUAGCUAAGUAUUGCGGCGGAGAUUGGCUCCCCAGGGUCGUAUCCAGAGGACCGGAAAUGCUGGUCGCCUUUCAUUCGUCUCCAUUUAGCAUUCCGUUGCACUCGCCACCGUCACAAUCGCCUCUUAAAGGUUUCGAGCUGGACGUUGACAUUAUAUUCGCCGAUUCCGAUUCCAUGGAUUUUGCCCGUCACCGGCAUAAUUGUGAUUUUAAUAUAAACGCUUCGAGUCCGGAUGGAGAUGAGAUAUGGACAGGACGCGGAAGAAAGGGGAGGUUGAUCAGUCCUAAACACUCGCUACCCCCGAACACUACUUGUACGUAUUGGUUUAAAGGGUUUGAGGGUGAUAUUGUUUGGAUCAGUUUUAUUUCGUACAGUCAGCGAGCAUUGCUGAUAGGAGAAGGCGGUCACGCUUUAAUCGGAAACAGCUCCUUUGGAGGAGGAUGUCUUACACGAUUACAAAUAUGGGACAACAGAACGUUGAUAGAAGAUAAAUGUGACGAACCGCCUUUACUAUGCGAUCAUAGCGCUUUAACUAACUCAACCAGAAGCACUCGACCUUGCAGUAAUGACGAAAGUUACAUUUCAACCGAUAAAACUUUGAUUCUGCAACACCAUACCGAAGAUGGUACUGCCUUGCAUCCCGCAUUUUUCAAAGUGAAAUACGAGUUUGUGGAUACUCGAUUGGGAGGUGACUUGUGGUCGAAGAAAGACGCUGGUCCUUGUCACAGGAUAUUUAAGAGACAUCACGUUGGCGAAAUCACCGGACCCCGAAACGUGUUUUUGUUUGGUAGGGGUGGCGCAAGAGAUCUCGAGUGCGUGUAUCGGUUCGAAGCAGGAAUCGAUGAACGAGUGCGGUUAACCAUAAACAACGCUUCGUUCGGGAUUAAUCCGCUGUGCGAGACGGUGCCCGAUCCGCACAGUCGGAGACAAAUAUGCGAGUAUUACAGCGGGGCGAACGUUGCCGAAAUUAAUAUCUACGAAGUGCCGUGGUCGGAUGUUCGCAUGCCUAAAGCUUGCAUCUGCGACAAUUCCACGUUAUCGAACAAUAAAUUAGUUUAUGUGUCGAGCUCGCGUGUCUUGGAACUCCACUUUAAAGCCAGAGAUAUGAAAAUCACCGAGGACUACACGGUGUUGCAUUUCCACGCUGUUUUCGAACUGGAAAAGUUGGCAAACUGUCCAAGAAACCAACGGUUAAGAGGCGACGGAGGCGAAGUGCAAUUCACAAAUCCUCCUUCGGAUCGAACCGAAACAUUAUGCAACGACAUGCCCUGGUUAGUCGAAGCACGGCAUAACAAAAGUUUGUUUUUAUUAAGCUGGGGAGCUUUUCUCCCUUUGAAACCCCGACCAGACGAGCCGCCUAGGUGUCCCACUUCAAACAGAAUCCUAGUUUACACCGGUAAGCCUCAGAAAUUGGUAAAAGCGAUCUGUCCAGGAGAGCCGGGUAUUAAACCUCUGGCAGUGCAUGUUUUCAGCGAAGAAUGGCGAGGGGAAGGUGUAGCGCAUUUAGUGCAACGACCUCCACAGUUCGUGGUAGAGUGGAUCGGUCCUGAACCCGCCGUAGCGGCUUUUAGUUGGUUGGAGAUCUCCCGGUCGCGACACGCUCUUUUAACACAACUACAAGUGCCGGUGAACGCGAGCGCCAACGACACGGAACUCGAGUGCGCGUUCAAGUGUCCGGAACUGGAAGCCUGCAUCAGCGCUUCGUUGUGGUGCGAUGGCAAGGAUCACUGUCCGUCGGGAUUCGACGAGGCCGAAGCGCAGUGCGGUGCGACGUCUAAAUUACUCAAUUCGCUUCCGUUGGCAGCUCUGGCUGCGGGUUUCGCUGUGUUCGCUUCCGUGUUUCUGUUGAUUUGCCUGACGGCGCACAGGUUGCGGGCUCGGAGACGCCGCAAGCUUGCCAAGAAGAAGCUGAUCGCGGGUCCGCGGCUUCUGGAUCCGGGGCUCAAUUCUUGA
Molecule: messenger RNA, 2702 nt
Organism: Sitophilus oryzae (rice weevil)
Lineage: Eukaryota; Metazoa; Arthropoda; Insecta; Coleoptera; Curculionidae
Exons: 2
Cellular component (GO): plasma membrane
Molecular function (GO): protein binding
Source: RefSeq, a predicted model, not a curated record